GCACUCUCCACUCCGCCACCUUCAUAUCUCUUUCUCAAAUUUCUCUCUUCCGCCCCUUAGACUGGUAUCAUGGCCGAACAGCAGACCGUUCCUGCUUUCAAGCUUGUCCUCGUUGGUGAUGGUGGUACCGGAAAGACGACGUUCGUGAAGCGUCACUUGACCGGGGAGUUCGAAAAGAAGUACAUUGCCACGUUGGGUGUCGAGGUCCACCCUCUGACGUUCUCAACGAACUUUGGCACGAUCUGCUUCAAUGUCUGGGAUACUGCCGGCCAGGAGAAGUUUGGUGGUCUCCGGGAUGGGUACUACAUUCAAGGACAAUGCGGUAUCAUCAUGUUCGACGUCACUUCUCGUAUCACGUACAAGAGUGUGCCGAACUGGCAUCGUGACUUGGAGCGUGUUUGCGAAAACAUCCCCAUUGUUUUGUGCGGUAACAAGGUUGAUGUCAAGGAGCGAAAAGUGAAGACUGCGCAUGUCACCUUCCACCGGAAGAAGAACCUCCAGUACUUCGAGAUCUCUGCGAAGUCCAACUACAACUUCGAAAAGCCUUUCCUAUGGCUCGCCAGGAAACUCGUUGGCAACCCCUCCCUGGAGUUCGUUGCCGCACCCGCGCUUAAGCCGGCCGAGGUCGAAGUCGACGCUGCUCUCAUGGAGCAAUACAAGCGGGAGUUGGCUCAGGCAGAGGCAGUUCCUCUUCCCGAGGAGGACGAGGACCUGUAGUCGAUAGUUUUUGCGCUCCACUUCUCACCUGCUGUCGCUGUUUAUGUCCUUUGACGCUGCACCCAUUGUUUCGAUUAUAAAGAAGGCACAACCAGUUCCACUAUAUCAUCUCUUCCCUUCUGAUUGUGCUGUUUCUUCCUAUAUCAGUAAUCCGCAUCGUGUCGUCCCAAUGUAUGUUUCAUGAAGUAUGCAAUUGUCCAUGGUUGGAAUGGAUUAUGCCUUUGCAACCCGUAGAAGGCGCACAUCAAAAUUCAACAUGGGU
Messenger RNA from Gloeophyllum trabeum ATCC 11539, 979 nucleotides. Its product is annotated as GTP-binding nuclear protein spi1. Gene Ontology annotation, cellular component: nucleus; cytoplasm. Gene Ontology annotation, biological process: protein import into nucleus; ribosomal subunit export from nucleus. The record is from RefSeq and is a predicted model, not a curated record. NCBI's taxonomy places the organism in Eukaryota, Fungi, Basidiomycota, Agaricomycetes, Gloeophyllales, Gloeophyllaceae. Bases 70 to 717 code for a protein of 215 amino acids. The transcript is spliced from 7 exons. Gene Ontology annotation, molecular function: GTPase activity; GTP binding.